Molecule: messenger RNA, 705 nt
Organism: Solanum verrucosum
Lineage: Eukaryota; Viridiplantae; Streptophyta; Magnoliopsida; Solanales; Solanaceae
Product: auxin-binding protein ABP19a-like
Exons: 1
Coding region: 59-685 (208 amino acids)
Cellular component (GO): cell wall
Molecular function (GO): manganese ion binding
Source: RefSeq, a predicted model, not a curated record
CAAACUUCACAUAACAAAUUUUUACUAAUCCUAGCCAAGAUUUUUUUUUUAAAAAAAAAUGUUUAAAUUCCUCUUUCUCUUGGCUAUCUUAAUCUUGAGCAGCGAUGCCGCUGUUCAAGAUUUCUGCGUGGCAGACUUAAAAGCACCCGAAUCACCUUCUGGCUAUUCUUGCAAAAGUGUUACAAAUGUAACAGUUGACGAUUUCGUGUUUUCUGGGCUUAGUGCUGCUGGAAACACAGCAAGCAUUAUCAAGGCCGCAGUCACCCCAGCAUUUGCGGCCCAAUUUCCAGGUGUUAAUGGGCUUGGGAUUUCUGCGGCCCGUUUAGAUUUGGCCGCAGAGGGGGUGAUCCCAUUUCACACUCACCCUGGUGCUUCUGAAAUCUUACUUGUGGUGCAAGGAUCAAUUACUGCUGGAUUUGUUUCAUCAGCAAAUUCUGUUUAUUUAAAAACACUUAAAAAAGGUGAUUUAAUGGUUUUUCCACAAGGAUUAUUGCAUUUUCAAGUAAGUGAUGCUGGAUAUACUUCUGUGGGUUAUGUAUUUUUUAGCAGCUCUAAUCCUGGACUUCAGAUUACUGAUUUUGCAUUAUUUGCUAAUGAUUUGCCAACCAAGUUGGUUGGGGCAACAACAUUCCUUGAUGAAGCAACAAUUAAGAAACUUAAGGGUGUGCUUGGAGGCACUAAUUAAGCAACAAUUGCAUUGUGUUA